GCCACGACUUGCUCUUUCGUUCCAUCUUGUGAACGGCGCAUCGGUGAAGCAGCACCGCGGCAGUGUUUACAGUAGGCCGUCGGGGCUUACAGGUUUUCAUCUUUGUUUUUGACAGUGUUCAACUACCAAGGGCUUGCGCAAGGGCUUACGCUCUGCCUGCAGACUGAGCGGGAUCUCGCGAGAGCGGUGGCGUGGCUGGUUGGCAGUAGGCUUGCAGUAAGACAGAGGGAGAAGGCAGGCAGCAUCAUGGCGGACAGAGACAGUGGAAGUGAGCAGGGAGGAGCAGCCACGGGCCCGGGUGUCGGUUCCAUGCACCCAGUGACAGGAGGGGCGGGCUCGGCUUCCGGGCUGCAGCACGAGACGCAAGAGCUCGCUUCGAAGCGGGUUGACAUCCAGAACAAGCGCUUUUAUCUGGACGUAAAGCAGAACGCGAAAGGCCGCUUCUUGAAGAUAGCAGAAGUAGGGGCCGGGGGAAACAAGAGCCGUCUCACUCUCUCCAUGUCCGUCGCUGUCGAGUUCCGUGACUACCUGGGGGACUUCAUCGAGCACUAUGCCCAGCUGGGGCCGAGCAAUCCGGACAUGGCGCAAGACGAGCCCCGGCGGGCGCUUAAGAGUGAGUUUUUGGUCCGGGAGAAUCGGAAGUACUACAUGGAUCUAAAGGAGAACCAGAGGGGCCGGUUUCUACGGAUCCGACAGACCGUCAACCGGGGGCCCGGUUUGGGAUCCACGCAAGGCCAGACGAUCGCUCUUCCUGCGCAGGGACUUAUAGAGUUUCGCGAUGCUCUCGCCAAACUCAUCGACGACUACGGAGUGGAGGACGAGCCAGCGGAACUGCCCGAGGGAACCUCUUUGACUGUGGACAACAAGCGCUUUUUCUUUGACGUGGGCUCCAAUAAGUACGGGGUGUUCAUGAGGGUAAGCGAGGUUAAACCCACCUAUCGCAACUCUAUCACAGUGCCCUACAAAGUGUGGUCCAAAUUCGGCAACACUUUCUGUAAAUACGCAGACGAAAUGAAAAAGAUUCAAGAGAAGCAGAGGGAAAAAAGGGCAAGCGAGCUGCAGCAGCAGCAAGAAGAGAUGCACGGAGACGAUGGGGACGAGGAUUGAUAGUGGAGGGAAAACAUGCAAAAAAAAAAAAAAAAGAGAAAAGAAGAAGAAGAAGAAAAAAGAAAUAAUCAGAAUAACAUACAGAGAAAUUAUACGUAAGAGAAUUUUACUGUUAAAAAAAAAAAUUAAAAAAAAAGAGAGAGAGAGAGAAAGAUACAUAAAGAUUUAACUGUUUAACUCCAAGGGAGCACUACCCACAAAAAUACAACAACCUUCACAAACUGACAGUUGAAACUCGCCACCCAUCGCUGGAUGUUAUUCCACUUACCCACCAUUAAUACAGUAAGCGGCUGCUAAACAAAGUAAUGACAUUAUAUAUGAACUGUGUUUCCUACUUGAUUACAGCAGAACUGAGCGUUUGUUUCCCUUAUUAACCGAGAACUUUUUUACACGUUCCAAGAAGUGUUUGCAAUGUUCAAAUGGAGUUAUUGCCGUGUUACUAGGAAACAAUUCCUUGACAUGUGAGCUAAUGACUUCAGCACAAAUCAGAUAUUUUAGCUUGUUUUGUUCAUUUUUUUUUUUUUUUUUUUUUUUUUUUGUUUAGUUUUUU
This is a messenger RNA of Myxocyprinus asiaticus (Chinese sucker), 1657 nucleotides long. Its product is annotated as transcriptional activator protein Pur-alpha-like. Gene Ontology annotation, molecular function: DNA-binding transcription factor activity, RNA polymerase II-specific; purine-rich negative regulatory element binding; RNA polymerase II transcription regulatory region sequence-specific DNA binding. Lineage: Eukaryota; Metazoa; Chordata; Actinopteri; Cypriniformes; Catostomidae. The record is from RefSeq and is a predicted model, not a curated record. Gene Ontology annotation, cellular component: nucleus. Bases 247 to 1107 code for a protein of 286 amino acids. Gene Ontology annotation, biological process: regulation of transcription by RNA polymerase II. The transcript has 2 exons.